This is a messenger RNA of Lytechinus variegatus (green sea urchin), 2368 nucleotides long. It is a transcript of the gene alad, whose product is annotated as delta-aminolevulinic acid dehydratase-like. Bases 133 to 2046 code for a protein of 637 amino acids. The record is from RefSeq and is a predicted model, not a curated record. Gene Ontology annotation, molecular function: zinc ion binding; porphobilinogen synthase activity. Gene Ontology annotation, cellular component: cytosol. The transcript is spliced from 10 exons. NCBI's taxonomy places the organism in Eukaryota, Metazoa, Echinodermata, Echinoidea, Temnopleuroida, Toxopneustidae. Gene Ontology annotation, biological process: heme biosynthetic process.
CGUAAUGUUUCUUUACGCGAAUACGGAAACAACUUGUGGUGAGUCCCAAAGAUAUCCUUUCGAAUUCAGCCUUUGUAAAACCAUUCAAAGUUCUACGUAGCUAUAGACAAGUUAAGUUAUAAGUGCUUGAUAAUGUGUGCAUAUUUGGAUGAUCAUGCUUCGCAUUUCGAUGAUGGGAUUUUGAAUGUGGUGAAGGUAGAAGUUGAAUCUUCGGAUGAGCUUGGGGUUGAUGAGAGAGACGACCGCUCUGCCUCGACCGGCGGGGAAGGUUCCGCGGAGGAGGACUACGAAACCCGCUACCCGGAGGGCGACGUAACAGCUGGCGAACUUGGACUCGACGAUAAUCAUGAUCGCAGUGUUCCAACAUGGAUGCUUAAAAGAGUAUUGAAUGAAGACAAAAAUGACAUGGAGACUCGCAUUUAUAACAAGAAAGAACUUCAAUGUAUGGUAGAAAAUGUCAAUGACUCCCGUGUCUCGUUUGAACCAUUCACCAAUAAGAAAAUCCCUGUUUUUGACAAGUUUGUCCAAAUCUUUGUUGAUGGUAAAAAACAGCAAUAUACAGCAUGUGUUGAGUGCCGCACCCUCAUUAAAUAUUUAUCACGUGAUGGCACUCGAGGCUUACACCAGCACAGUUGCCCUCACAACAGAUCACACAGAACAAAGGCAAAAAAGGAGGAUAAUAUUAAUAAAGGUGUAAUGUCGGAGCCGGAGGUUGUACAUGAGGAGAAUUCAACAAAAAGUGACAGUAGACCUAUUUUUACUUCCAACUCAAACCACGACAGCCAUGCUCCAUGCGAUGGUAUUCGAACUAGAUACUCUUCUAGUGCUUCCAACAACAUUCCAUUGAUGGUGCCUUCAAACUCAAAGUCUGCAAAGACAAAGCGGGCCCCAAUUGAUGACGUGACUCAGAGCCUUGGACCAAGAGUGAAGAACAGGGUCCGAUCAGCAUCUCCUUCUCCCACAAUGCCAAUGGCCAAGAAAAAGAGGCGAUUUAAGACUUCUGCAAACAAUUAUUUCUUCGGCUUUGAAGAAGGGAUGAGUUCUCCAGUUAUACCACCUCCGAAGCAUGUCCUACAUAGCACCUUCCAUCAUGAAGUAUUACGAUCAUGGCAGAAUAUUGAUACUACCAUUACACCAGAUAAUCUAGUAUACCCUCUCUUUAUCAUAGAUAACCCAGAUCAAGUAGAGCCUGUUUCUAGUCUCCCGGGAGUAAGCAGAUAUGGUGUGAAUACCUUACAGGCAGCGCUUACUCCACUAGUAGCAAAUGGACUCAAAUCAGUUUUGCUUUUCGGCGUGCCAACCGGAUUGCCCAAGGAUCCAAGAGGGUCAAGUGCAGACAGUGAAGACACUCCGGUUGUUCAAGCCAUUCAAAUGAUAUCGGAGAAAUUCCCUCAACUUUUAAUCUGCUGUGAUGUGUGUUUAUGUGCCUAUACCAGCCAUGGUCACUGUGGUAUACUUAAUGAGGAUGGUACGUUAGACAAUACUGCAAGCAUUCAGAGGUUGGCUGAGGUUUCUCUGACAUACGCUCAGGCUGGUUGUCAUGUUAUAGCGCCCUCAGAUAUGAUGGAUGGUAGGAUAGGUGCCAUCAAGAAUAUACUCAUGAUCAAUGGCUUGGGUAACAAAGUAUCGGUGAUGAGCUACAGUGCAAAGUUUGCAUCUUGUUUCUAUGGUCCGUUCCGUGAUGCGGCCAAGUCAGCACCAAGCUCAGGGGACAGAAGAUGUUACCAGCUUCCCCCAGGCGCCAGGGGACUUGCUAUGAGAGCUGUGGAUCGUGAUGUAGCAGAAGGAGCUGAUUAUUUGAUGGUGAAACCGGGCAUGCCUUAUCUUGAUAUUGUAAGGGAUACAAAGGAAAAGCAUCCGCAUCUGAAGCUUGCCAUAUACCAUGUAUCGGGAGAGUAUGCCAUGCUGUACCAUGGGGCUCUACAGGGAGCUUUUGAUCUAUCAAAGGCCGUCAUGGAGGCUGUCAGGGGGAUGAGAAGAGCGGGAGCAGAUAUCAUUAUUACCUACUAUGUGCCUAACAUUCUGGAUUGGAUCAAGAACGUCUAGGAGGGACCGGUGUGACAUAUCAAUCAGCUCUUACAAAUAGAGAUAAUCUUUUAUAUAAAGGUAUAUUUGUUGGUACUUAAAAAUGAUCUUGAACAUAUUGUCUCCUGCUAAUGGGCAGUUCCUGUACAAAGUCUAUGGGAAUGGCAGUUUUUUGGUAGUCGAUGGAUUAUGGUACUCACAGUUUGCAGUCCUACUUGUACUUAUCAAACUUGUGACAGAUAAAUUAUUUUGAGUACCAUAUAAAGAGCAGAGAAAUAUGAUAGGUUAUUUGUUGUGAUCAAUGAAUGUUAUUUCAUUUAAUUCAAACCUGAUCACGAUUUAA